UUUCAGUUUGCAAGAAUUAUACAAGGAAGUAACAGUUGAUUCAGUUGGUUGCUGCAAUGAAGAUUGCUUUACUUUUAAUGUGUGUUGCUUUGGGAAGUGGGAAUCCCGUAGUCAAGAGAUCGAACGAAUUUGACGAUGCCUACGACUAUUCAGAAGCUGAUCUAAAUACUGAAGUUGUAUUUGUAGCAGAAGUAUCCUCAACUACCACCACAAAUGAAGAUCCACCAAGAACUUCCUCUCAUUGGCCAAUAACUGAUCGUGCUAUUACAGUUCCACCACUAGUUACAGAGAAUUGGGAAGAAGCCGUAGUGGUUGAGGGAUGGCCCACAACGACCACUUCCAGAUAUGGCAGGAAACGUUUGAGAGAGGAAGUUCGAAUCGCCGUUAAAAAUAUUAAGGACGAAACGAGAGAAAUUCUUCAAGACAUCAAGGACGAAGUAGGACUAAUGUCUGAUGCAAUAAAGUCCAAAAUUAGAUCUGCCAUGGACCGCUUCAAAAAACGACUACUUACCAUUAAUUUCCGUUCGGACAUAGUUGCAGAUUACAAUGCAUUAAGUCACUAAAUGAGCUAGUUAAGAAAGUGUUGUUGUAUGGCAAUAGUGCACAAGAUUAACAAAUCCAAAUUAACAAAGCUUAUAUAGGGGAACAGCAAUAGCAUGGUAUAUCAGCACUUUGACGUUCAAUGACAGAUUCUAAAAGGCGUUUUCAACUAAAAUCGAGCAAUAAAUAGCUCAGUUUCACGUUGGCAAGCAAUUUUCCAUGAAAGUAACGAAAACUGCAAAUUAGAUGGAAUUAUUAGAUUGAACAUAAUAAAAACCUUUCAAAACAGGAAUACCCAAGAGUGUUCUGUCCAAACUAGUAGUUUAUGCAACAAGUUGCAAAAAGAGGAUUUUUUCAGCAUGAGUCGUACAUUUAUCCAACGAGGUUCACCGAGUUGGAUAAAUACGACGAGUGCUGAAAAAAUCAAGUUUUGCAACGAGUUCCAUACAACAUUUUUUGCAAUUUCGAAAAACACCCAUUGAGUGAAAUUUUAAGUCGAAUUUUCAUGUAUUUUGUCAAUAAAUCGUUUAAAUCAAAAAAAUGUUGAAAAGUGUUACUUUUCGAAACAAGUGCUGAAAAGUUCAACUUUUCAGCACCCAUUUCAGUGCUGAAAAGUAGAACUUUUCAGCAUUUAUUUUGAAAAGUGUUGCUAUUCGAUUCUGUUAUUUUUGGUACAGAAAAGUAGGCUAUUUCGUCGUUCAAGAAUGACAGGAAAAGUAAGUAGUUUCACGACGGAAUUGCAAAAACAACUUAACAAAUCUUGGCUGCAACCUCUAACAUAAUUCUUUCCAAAUUCCUAGAUUUUGGUUAAAUAGCUGUUGUGGUAAGACUGAAAGUGGUCUAAAUACUUUUCUAUUUUUCAUCAACUCUGUUCGUUACUUUUAGAUUGAGGGAUGGCCUGAAACGACCACUUCCAGAUAUAGCAAGAAACAUUAAGAAGAGGAAUUUCAAAUCGCCGUUGAAAAUAUUAAGGACGAAACAAGACAAAUUAUUCAAGACAUCAGGGACGAAGGAAAAAUAAUUGUUGAUGCAAUCAAGUCGAAAAUAAGAUCUGGCAUGGACAGCUUCAAACAAAAUGUUGUUAAAACUUGUAGUUCAGACAUAUGUGCAAUUCAGGAUUUACAUAAUACUAAACGAGCAAGUAAAAAUGAGUUUAUCAACUUUUUAGGAAAAUUACCUAAUUUUGGCAAAAAAGCACUUUGACAAAAUUACAGCUUCUAAAACGCAUUUUUAAAUAAAAUCGUUUAAUGUAUGUCGAGCCUCAACAUUAUUUUAAGAUUGAAGAAGGACUUCCAACGACUCCUUUCAAAAAUGAAAGUAUACGGGCGGAUGAACGAAUUGGCGUCCAUAAUUUCAAGGAUGAACGAAGAUCCAUCCUGUGGGACAUGGAAAUGACAAUUGAAUGAAGACUUAUUGUUGCGGAAUAUAAUCUGGAUUCAAAAAAUUAAAAUAAAUGUUUAUCAUAAUUUCCGAUUUGA
Molecule: messenger RNA, 2018 nt
Organism: Culex pipiens pallens (northern house mosquito)
Lineage: Eukaryota; Metazoa; Arthropoda; Insecta; Diptera; Culicidae
Exons: 4
Coding region: 57-563 (168 amino acids)
Source: RefSeq, a predicted model, not a curated record